This is a messenger RNA of Vespa crabro (European hornet), 2723 nucleotides long. RefSeq names its product N6-adenosine-methyltransferase subunit METTL3 (gene Mettl3). Bases 878 to 2533 code for a protein of 551 amino acids. Gene Ontology annotation, molecular function: mRNA (2'-O-methyladenosine-N6-)-methyltransferase activity; mRNA m(6)A methyltransferase activity. The record is from RefSeq and is a predicted model, not a curated record. NCBI's taxonomy places the organism in Eukaryota, Metazoa, Arthropoda, Insecta, Hymenoptera, Vespidae. The transcript has 5 exons. Gene Ontology annotation, cellular component: RNA N6-methyladenosine methyltransferase complex; nucleus.
AAUUGUCGCAAUUAAAAUGAUUGAUAAAAAUUUUCAAUGAUAUUUUUCUGCGAUUAGAUGUUACAUUCUAUUUUAAUUUUUCAAUAAAAUGUUAAGAGAGAUUAAUAUAUUUAAUGUGACGUAAUGCGCAUGCGUCGCGCGAAUCGUUUAACCAUCUUCACGACGUAAACAACGCCAUUACUCUAUCAAUUUGUGCCAGCCAGACACUCGUUCAUGUUAUUCUCGUUAAUUACAGAUAAUUAAUAAAUUUUAUCUAACGUAGACUCUCUUUUUAUAUAUCAAUCGAUAGUUAAACGCAUGAUUUUCAUGGAGUCGUGUUCACAAGACGGCUCAUUAUCGUAUAUAUAUAUAUAUAUAUAUACACAAUAUAUAUAUAUAUCUUAUCUGUAUAUAUUAAAUCAAUAAACAUGUGAGACGAUGUUGUUCACAGUGUACUAGCACUAUUUAUACUAACUCAACUAACCCGAUUAUUGUUAUGUGCAAUAGAUGUAUAAAUUACUCAAACUUAUAAAAUGAUAUGAUAAUGCAUGGCGGAGUAUUUCCCGCUUACAAUUGUGGUUCAUAUUUUGUCCAUACCUGUCGCUGAAGUCACACACGCUUCGAGCGAAAGGUGAAUUGACUCAACGCGGUAUUUUGUCGAUUUGUUAAUUUUUAAAUGAAUUUUUGUUGAUAAAAAAUUAUUACUAUGCAUUAUAUCAAUAUGUUAUAAUAAGUACAAAAUAUAUUAGAUUAAGUAUUCGUAACCUCGAUAUACGUAAACAUUAAAAACUGUUACAUUAUUUUCGUAGUUAUAUGGAUAAAAUAUACUUAAUAUUAGACACCUUAUUUUAAUGCAAGUUUUUAAAAUUUAAUAUAUUUUAAAAUUUUCUAAUGAAAAAUGUCAGAUGCUUUUGAAGAAAUACAAGCAAUUAAAAUCAAAAGGAAUAGUUUGCGUGAAAAAUUACAAAAACGGAAAAGAGAGAGACAUGAAUUAUUUACUCUUACUUCCUCCAUUCCAUCUACUUCAACAGCUGAUUCACCUCUUCCUGGUGAUUCCAAUACGUCUUUAAUAAAAUCUGACCAUAAUGAAUACGAAAGGGAUAUUCUUUGUAUAUUGCACGAAUCUUUACCAAAUCUACCAAUUACAUCUGCAGAAAUAAUAGAUCAACUUCGUAAAAAUCUUAAUGCUGAUGUGUCUUCCUCGGAUAUCCAUAAAAUUUUAGAGAAAUUAGCCGCACAAGAGAUUAUUAAAAUCAAAGAAGUCACAGAAAAUGAAGUUUUUGGAUAUACAGUUCUCUCUGUCGCAGAAUCACAAUCAUCAUGUCUCUCUCAAUCUGAUGAUACAGAAAAUCCUGAGAGCGCAGAGACAUCCGCAUCUGAAUUAAACGAUUAUAUACCUUCAGAGAAACAGAUGAAAAUAGAUAAAAAGAAUACAGAAGAUAUAAUGUCACUGAUCUCAAUGCCGACAAUAAGAGAAAAAGAAAGUAAAAAAGUAGGAGAGCAAAUCUUGGAUCUUCUGUCAAAACAAACAUCUAAAGAAAAAUCAUUAGCUGAGAGAUUUCGUUCUCAAGGGGGUGCACAAGUUAUGGAAUUCUGUCCACAUGGAACGAGAGUAGAUUGUGCCAAAUUAAAUGGUGGGCCAGGUUUUGCAGAAAAAUGUAAAAAAUUACAUUUCAAAAAAAUUAUACAAAGUCACACAGAUGAAUCAUUAGGCGAUUGUAGUUUUCUUAAUACUUGUUUUCAUAUGGAUACAUGCAAAUAUGUCCAUUAUGAAGUAGAUGGUCCUACUGCACAAAUAAAAGAACCAAAUGAUUCUGAUGGUAUUAACAGUACUAUAAUUAAUAAGACAACAAACGUUGAUAGUAAAAAUGGUAGUAGCACUAGUUGUGCAAGUAGCGUAGGUAGCGAGUUAACUCUUUAUCCACCACAAUGGAUACAAUGUGAUUUACGAUAUCUAGAUAUGACGGUUCUCGGGAAAUUUGCUGUCAUUAUGGCUGAUCCACCAUGGGAUAUUCAUAUGGAAUUACCAUAUGGUACAAUGUCAGAUGAUGAAAUGAGGCAAUUAGGAAUACCUGCGCUUCAAGAUGAAGGGCUUUUAUUUUUAUGGGUAACAGGAAGAGCAAUGGAAUUAGGAAGAGAGUGUCUUCAAUUAUGGGGUUAUGAAAGAGUUGAUGAAAUUAUUUGGGUAAAAACAAAUCAAUUACAAAGAAUUAUAAGGACUGGAAGAACAGGUCAUUGGUUGAAUCAUGGAAAAGAACAUUGUUUAGUGGGUAUGAAAGGAAAUCCACGUAUUAAUAAAGGAUUAGACAGUGAUGUUAUUGUAGCAGAAGUUCGUGCAACUAGUCACAAACCAGAUGAGAUUUAUGGUAUUAUUGAACGCAUGAGUCCUGGAACAAGAAAAAUUGAAUUAUUUGGUCGUCCACAUAAUGUACAACCUAAUUGGAUUACACUUGGUAAUCAAGUAGAUGGAGUACAUUUGAUUGAUCCACAAUUGAUUAAAGCCUUUAAAAAGCGUUAUCCCGAUGGAAAUUCAAUGAAACCUACAAAAUCUUAAAAUCAAUUGUACAUUCAAAAAUGAACAAUUUCAUAAUUUGUCUCACUUACAUUCAUACCUUAUUACUCUUUACAGAAGUACAAAAAUAUAUAAUUGUACAUAUAUUUUUAUAAAAACAUGUACAUAUCUUAUACUAUAUUAUUUAUAAUAUAAAAUAGUCUUGAAAUAUUUAUUGUAUAAUAAAGAAACU